Messenger RNA from Notothenia coriiceps (black rockcod), 1816 nucleotides. RefSeq names its product glial cell derived neurotrophic factor a (gene gdnfa). The transcript has 3 exons. Gene Ontology annotation, biological process: peripheral nervous system development; positive regulation of branching involved in ureteric bud morphogenesis; negative regulation of neuron apoptotic process. NCBI's taxonomy places the organism in Eukaryota, Metazoa, Chordata, Actinopteri, Perciformes, Nototheniidae. Gene Ontology annotation, molecular function: growth factor activity; glial cell-derived neurotrophic factor receptor binding; receptor tyrosine kinase binding. The record is from RefSeq and is a predicted model, not a curated record. The coding region runs from base 477 to 1247 and encodes 256 amino acids.
UGCACCUUUUGCGCCUUGCUUAUGCUCUGGAGACGCUGAUGUCUUCAUUGGACUCCUUUCAGACGGAGAUGGUGGAACUCUCUCAGAUUUCCAACGUGGAAACGUAGCAUCCAAUUAAUCAGCGACUGCAACUGUACCCCGUAAGGCGCAGUGGCAUUUGGUCCGCUCUCUUCAACACCUACCUUUGGACUCCAAAGUGUGGAAAGACGCAUGGUUUGGUUGCUGCGCCGGAUCGGAGUAUGAAAAACACACCUGGUGCGGAAUUUCAUCUUUUUUUCAAUCAAGACAUGAACCGAAAUUGAACUCCUUGUAAGGAAUUUUUCGGAUUGUUGCUUUUGAACUAUCCAUGCAGUGGAUUCGGCUUGGGACACUCAAUGAGUCGCGUUUUCUGUUUUGGAUUUUAAAAACAAAAGCCAAGCGAGUUUCAGGUCUGCAUGGCCCAUAUUUAAGCUUUCUUCAUAGGAACUGAGUCUAAGAUGAAGUUAUGGGAUGUUUUGGCCACGUGUUUGUUGCUCCUGAGCUCUGUUGCUACACGGCCUCUCUACCAAAACACUCAGCCAGCCAAGAGGACUUAUUUCUCCAGCAGCUACAGUGAUUCUGCAUCCCUGUCUGUGGAGGACGACGAGCCAACGUACCAGCGUGAAGACCACAACCUGCAGGAGAUCUCCAUGGAGGAUCAAUAUGACAUCGCAGGUCCCUAUCCAGAGCAAUUUGAUGAUGUGAUGGAUUUUAUUGAGGCUACCAUUGGCAGACUCCGGAGAUCAUCGGAGACCGGCGAGAGCUCCAAGGGACGGAGGGAGCAGAAGCAGAGGGGAGCAGCAAACACGGGAGGCCUGAGAGGCGAGAAGAGAGGAAAUGGCGACAGGAGGCGUGGCCGGGGGCGAGGGGGAAGCCGAGGGGGUAAAGGAGGGCGAGGCGAGAAGGGGAGGGAGAGGGAGGGGAUAUCAGUGCAGACCCGAGGCUGCUUGCUAAAGGAGGUCCAUCUCAAUGUGACAGACUUGAGGCUAGGAUACCAGACUAAAGAGGAGUUGAUCUUCAGGUACUGCAGUGGGCCCUGUGUGGAGGCGGAGACAAACUAUGACAAGAUCCUCAAAAACCUCACACACAACAAGAAGCUGGACAGGGACACGCCCUCUCGCACCUGCUGUCGACCAAUAGCUUUCGAUGAUGACUUGUCUUUCUUGGACGACAAUAAUGCGUAUCACACACUGAAGAAGCAUUCUGCCAGGAAGUGUGCCUGUGUAUGAUGACAGGCAUGACCUGAAUCAGUGAAAUAAGGAUCGUCUUUGUGGGCUGAUGGGAUAUCUAGUGGAGUGUAUUUUCCGAAGGAGACACAUGGAAGUAUAUAAGGCCACCUCUCAGUGACAUGAGGAAGAUGGGACAGUCAAUACAGAAAGAAAAUCCAACUUUACAUUCAACAGUCCAUGCUAAGUCAUCAUCCCUCCUGACCACUUUGGAGUUUCCGGUCAUACACUUGCAGAAACGUACAAUAUCUGUAACAAUUUGAGGGAGGAACAAUACUGUUACACUUCCAGAUUUGCCAACUGUACUGUCUAAAGAAAGUGGAAGUGAAGAAAAGUGAAGACUAAGCUGGCUUUUUUUCUGGUGGAUCUCAUUUUCCCAGGAACAUCAGUAUUCCCUAGCUGGCUCCUUGCACUCCAGAUGAACAGAGAUAUGAGGAGUAUAUUCAGCUGCAGUCUAAAUCACUACUCCAUGGUCUGAAUGUUGACAUUUACAUUCAGAGCCAAUGGAUGAAAAAAUACCACAUGGGAGUUCAGAAAAGACUUUUUGGUGCAACGCAUCUAUAUAAAAUCUA